AUGCCGUUGUUACCGCCAAGUGGUCCUGUUUUAAAAAGGGAGAACAGUGAAACUGAGUCUGAUGGUCCAGAAAAUAAGUGGGAUGUUAAACAUUUUCGCAGUGUUCGUCCGUUUCGCUCUCUGCUAGAUCAUUUUUGAGCUGGAGGCUAAUUUUAGGCGUCUUGCAACCGGAAUGGCGCAGAAAAUCACUCGCCAAAUUAUCCAUUCGACGAGUGCUCCAGCUGCAAUUGGACCUUACAGGUUUUUAUAUUUUUAUCACUAAGUUUUCAGUAGAGCCGUGUAUUCUGCCUGUUCGGGUGUUUUUCAACUACGUCUUUUUCCUUCACCAGGAUCUAGUUGUUAGGUUUCGAAAAGGCUGUGAAAGAGUUUAGGAUAUAUACCAAAGGUUUGAAGGAAACCUCUCGAAGAGUGUUUAAGGCCGUGCUCAAAGUAAUUCCGCAAAAUUAACAACUUUCAUGGAGUGAAAAAGAUUUCCAUUCAUUAGUUUUCAAGGAUGGGAAAAUGUUUGAUGUUUCGCUUUUUUAUUUAUAUGGUGUAUUUAAGAACUGUUUGAAAACAUUUCAGGUUCUCUCGUGUUAAAAAGAGUAUUUAUCGAAAAGUUUUAGUCAAGCAGUGAGAGCUGGUAACACUAUCUAUCUGAGCGGAUCGUUAGGGCUGGACCCACAUAGUGGAGAACUGAAGAACGGCGUCGUCGAACAGACUCACCAGUCGUUGAAAAACAUUGGCGAAGUGCUCAAGGCCGCCGGCGUUGGUUACAACAACGGUUUGUUCUUGCCGCAUAUUGCAAAAUUCACAACUUUCUCAGUUGUCAAAACAACUGUUCUGUUAGCGAACAUCAACGAUUUUGCGGCUGUCAACGACGUCUACAAAGAAUAUUUCACGGAAAAGUUCCCGGCCAGAGCCGCCUACCAGGUGCUAUAACAAUCACUUGAAAAAAGGCAAAGCUCCGCCCACUGCCCGUCAAAUUCUUGCUCAGUUGAUUGAAAUAACUUAUAACUUAUGUCGCGCACAUGGAAAGCUCACUCCGGUAUAUGCGUGUUAUUUAUAGAUUGAAGUUAAGACUUUCAAAACAAACGUAGUUUCCGAACUUCUAGCCCAAAAUUCAAGAAAAUCCCUGAGAACGACAAUAAGUUGAAAAAUAAAGGUAAUGAAAACAAACUGCCGACGGUUUACAAACUGAAUUAAGGUUUAAAACACCUUUACCUGUUCUUAAAAACAAAUUUUUUGGGAAAUUCCUUCGACUUCUGCGAAAAAUUUGCGAAAUGAUUUUUCCUCUUCUUCUGAGUUAUACCUUCCGAUGUCAAUACCGUGGAAUACAAAAACUUAUUUUUUUUCAUUUUCGUAAUGACUUUGAAUUUUUCAAGGAAAAAAAUAUCGAGUUGGCCUAAAGAAAUGAGCCUUUCGAUAGGAAUUAGUUCUAUUUGAAAAAAAGAUCACAAUAGAUUGAUGAAAAACGUAUCCACCAUAUUCUAUCUCUAACGUCUUUUCGAUGGACCGAACUUUUCUGAAUAUUGUUUUGACGUAAAUAUACAAACAAAUGGCCAAAAGGUUUAUUUUAUUUACCAAUCUAAAAGAAAAAUAGCGCUCAUUGCAAAACCUAUUUGAAUCAGAAAUAUUCAAGUUUAAGAUAUUCAACGCGAACUUCAUGCGUUCACCUUUUUGUGGAAAAAUUUUUAAAUUUUUUCGAAAACGGAACAAAAACGAAUGAACAAAUUUGAAGGUAGCAGCCUUGCCAAAGGGCGGACUCGUCGAGAUCGAAGCCGUCGCGGUUGCAGGAGAAGUCCAAGACGUCUGA
Molecule: messenger RNA, 1795 nt
Organism: Caenorhabditis auriculariae
Lineage: Eukaryota; Metazoa; Nematoda; Chromadorea; Rhabditida; Rhabditidae
Source: the annotation of a GenBank genome assembly